Messenger RNA from Rotaria sordida, 723 nucleotides. NCBI's taxonomy places the organism in Eukaryota, Metazoa, Rotifera, Eurotatoria, Philodinida, Philodinidae. The record is from the annotation of a GenBank genome assembly.
AUGAUUGAUCAAUCAUGUUUUUAUCUUCAAUUAUUUAUUGAUAAAGAUAUGAUAACUAAUUAUUUUAUUGGUUUUUUAUUAAUUAAUUUAAUUAAUUCAAAUCCAUUUAACAGAAAUAGAUGUGAUGUAUGUAAUCUAACAGGAGAUUUUAUUCCAUCAAAUGGUUAUCAAUGUUUUAUAUCGCGUGAUGAUGAAAUAAUAUGUACUUGUCCUGAUAAUCUUCAAUCAACAAUAAAUCGUCCAUGUCGAAUUUGUCAUCGAGAAAAUAUUUGUGGUCCAUCUGAUGCAUUAUGUUCAGAAGAACCAAGAUUUUUUAAUUUAAAUAAUAAAAAAUCUAAUUUUGCUUGUUUUUGUUCAUCAGGUAUUUAUCUAUUUGAUAAAAAAUGUCCACAAGAAAUAAAUCCAUCAACAACUGAAACAAGUUUAAUAGAUGAAACAACAUCUAUAUCAAUGUCAACAACAACUUUUAUUCAACAAACAAUAACAACAGAUUCUUUUAUUAAUCAAACAAAUUCUGAUUCAAUAUCAACAAUUUUUUCUACAGAAGAAACAACUAUUCCUUUUAGUACAACAAGUUUUAUUCCAAUCAGUUCAAUUAACCCUCAACAAGAAACAACAGAAUCAUCUAUACCUAUACCUAACUGUCGAUCAGUUGCUUCAUAUAUAUUUAUUAAAAAAUAUUUUUUUAUUUUAUUAAAUAUUGUUUAUUUCUUAAAUAAAUGA